AAGUUCAACAUCAGAAAGAAAGGGGGUGUAUUUGGUGAAAUUACAAGACCAAGAAGAAAUCAAGAAACUCAGCAGACAUAUGAAGCUAGAACUUAUGUUAGUUCACUGCUGUGGCAGAGUUUGAAAAUGGAAUUUGUUCAAGUGCAGUUCUGGUUAGCUCAAGAAAAUUACAAUGAAAAGAAACUUCUUACUGACAAUGUAUUGCUCGGAUUGUCUUAUUUCAUGGAUAAUGUAUACAUAAGUCUGGAAGUGAUCAAUAAAGAAGGCGAGAAGAACUUGAAAAGAUCCAUCAACAUUCCAGAGAGUGCCUGGCAGUCACUUGUUGUACAAGCAGCAGCCAUUGAUGAACAGAUGCCUCGUCCUUGUAACAAGUGAAAGCAGAUAAUGAUACAGAGACCAAACCCAUC
Molecule: messenger RNA, 407 nt
Organism: Owenia fusiformis
Lineage: Eukaryota; Metazoa; Annelida; Polychaeta; Sabellida; Oweniidae
Source: the annotation of a GenBank genome assembly